Molecule: messenger RNA, 1203 nt
Organism: Callorhinchus milii (elephant shark)
Lineage: Eukaryota; Metazoa; Chordata; Chondrichthyes; Chimaeriformes; Callorhinchidae
Product: signal recognition particle subunit SRP72-like
Exons: 10
Coding region: 1-1203 (400 amino acids)
Biological process (GO): SRP-dependent cotranslational protein targeting to membrane
Cellular component (GO): signal recognition particle, endoplasmic reticulum targeting
Molecular function (GO): ribosome binding; 7S RNA binding; protein binding
Source: RefSeq, a predicted model, not a curated record
AUGGGUGUCAGAAUGGAUGUGGAGGGAGAGAUUGUGAGAGUAGAGGAGGAAGAGUCAGAGGAGAAAGAGCCGGAGGGGGGGGCGCUGUGGGCGGCGCUGGGCUGUGGGCGGCGCUGGGCUGUGGGCGGCGCUGGGCUGUGGGCGGCGCUGGGCUGUAGGGGGCGCUGUGGGCGGCGCUGGGCUGUAGGGGGCGCUGUGGGCGGCGCUGGGGCUCAGGCCUUGUCUCGGGCUCAGGUGGAGGCCGGGGAUGGCGAGCGGUGGGGGACUGUGACGGCGCUGUGGACUGAGGUGAACCGCUGCGGCCAAAGCGGGGAUUACAGCCGAGCCCUGAGAUCACUGAGCAAGAUAUUGCAAGACAACAAGGAUGAUGCGACCGCUCUGCAUUGUAAGGUGGUCUGCCUGGUCCAGAAUGGAAAUUUUAAGGAAGCUCUUAAUGUAAUCCAUACGCACACCAAAGUCCUUACCAGUGAUCUAAUAGCUUUCGAGAAGGCGUACUGUGAAUACAGACUGAACAGAGUUGAAAACGCAUUGAAGACUAUUGAAAGCGUUGAGAAGCACAGUGAUAAAUUAAAGGAACUAUAUGGACAAGUGUUAUACAGGUUGGAACGGUACGAGGAAUGUUUGUCAGUUUAUCGAGACUUGAUUCGAAACUCGCAAGAUGACUAUGAGGAGGAAAGGAAGACUAACUUGUCUGCUGUUGUGGCAGCAUUAAGUACCUGGGAGAAUUCCUCUCCAGAAGAUUUGGGCUUACCUGAGACUUCCUAUGAGCUGUGUUACAAUGCCGCUUGUACUUUGAUUGGUGAAGGCAAGCUAGCCAAAGCUAUGAAGAAACUUCAGGAAGCUGAAGAAUUGUGCCGUCAGUCAUUUUCUGAAGAUACUGAUAUGACUGAUGAGGACAUUGAUGCUGAGUUGGCUAUAAUCCACGCUCAGAUGGCAUAUGUAAUGCAGCUUCAGGGGCGAACAGAUGAGGCUUUGCAGCUCUACAAUCAAGUCAUCAAACUGAAGCCCUCAGAUGUUGGACUCCUGGCUGUGACUGCCAAUAACAUUAUUACACUAAACAAGGACCAAAAUGUUUUUGAUUCAAAGAAAAAAGUGAAACUGACCAACACAGAAGGGGUGGAACAUAAGCUCACCAAGAAACAACUGCAGACAGUGGAAAUCAACAAGGCUUUAUUAGCCAUGCACACAAAUCAGGUAAAAUAA